Schizosaccharomyces octosporus yFS286 is the source of this 4558-nucleotide messenger RNA. Its product is annotated as lysophospholipase. Gene Ontology annotation, molecular function: phosphatidylcholine lysophospholipase A1 activity. The record is from RefSeq and is a predicted model, not a curated record. Lineage: Eukaryota; Fungi; Ascomycota; Schizosaccharomycetes; Schizosaccharomycetales; Schizosaccharomycetaceae. Gene Ontology annotation, cellular component: endoplasmic reticulum. Bases 290 to 4267 code for a protein of 1325 amino acids. The transcript is spliced from 3 exons. Gene Ontology annotation, biological process: lipid metabolic process.
AAAAUGUAAUUAACUUUCCUUGUUUUCUUUUUUUCAUACUUCACUUCGAUUCAGUUACAUCUUCUAUCCCUAAGUAAUAUCAAUUAUACUUACUUUCCAACAACCAAAAGCACAUAGACAUCAUACUACUUAAAAAAAGCAAUUCUCCAAAAAUCGAGUGAAUUGCGAUAUUUUAUUAAAAGAAAGUAUAAAAUCGUAAACAUUGGAUACAAAAGAUUUGCUUAUUACGCAUUAGUUUCAUUUUUAUCCCAGAGAGUUUUCCAGUGGUGAAGAACAUCAACGUCAAUUCAUGGAUAUUGCGGACCGGAUCUUGCAAAACAACGUUAUCUCAGGAAUUAUAAUAUUUAUACUAAGAUCUAUAACUCUGAGUCUUGUUUUUGUCACCAAAUUCUCUUUAAGUAUACUGGCAUUCGCUACUAUAACUAUACCAAAAUGGACCUAUAAAGUUCUAAGCUAUUCUUUAACUAUUCAAUUUAAUUUUAAGUCUUUACUUUUCUUAUUCUUCGUUUCCUUAUGUGCAGCUAUCUUAAUCAUCCGAUAUAGAUAUUUAAACAAAUACUCUCGACUCCCACAUGAAGCCCCCAUAAAAGAAGCCAAGCUUGGUCCUGAUGUUAGCGUGCGAAUCAGUGAACCAAAAAUUGGGUUUCAGAAUUACCUAGAUGAGUUUUUGAGUGCUAUUAGCAUAUUUGGCUACUUGGAAAAACCUGUUUUCGUUGAAUUAGCUCGCCAUAUUCAAACCCGACGAGUUGCUGUAGGAGAUACGAUAGAUCUCGAUGAACAGUCAUCUUUUAUUCUAGUUGUGGAUGGAUGCUUUCAAGUAUAUACCGCAGCAGAGCGUUACAAUGAUGAUGCUUUAAAGGAUCCAUCUGGUCUACAUCCUGAUUAUAAGCUUCUUACUGAAGUUUCAAAUGGGGCUCCUCUGUCUAGUUUUUUCACUGUUUUGGAGUUGUUCACAGAAAUAGUUCCUGAAGUUUCAGUUACCCCAAGCACUACCCAGUCCACAGCCACUCCUGCAGAGCCCUCAGACAAUCCUUUUCCCGCUAAUAGCAUAGGAAGGAAAAAAUCUGAAUCAAAGGGUGAGUUUAGUCCAAAGGAGAAAUCAUCAAUUGUUGCUAAAGCAAAAUGUGACACUACGAUAGCUGUUAUACCCGGAAGUGCUUUUCAUCAUUUGGUUCGCAAAUUUCCUAAUUCCAGUGCACAGAUAGUCCAGGUUAUUCUUACUCGAUUCCAACGUGUUACCUUUUCUACGGGAUUUGAAUACCUUGGAUUGUCGGAUGUUAUCUUCAGUAUUGAAAAGAAUUUUAAUGCUAUUACUUCCUAUGAAUUGCCGAAUUAUAUCCGUGGUGAUAUUAUCGAGACCUUUAAAAAUGAAGCGAAGUCUGAGAAUAGAAAUAAAAACAUAAAGGGUGGUAUUAUUAUAUCGCAAAAGAAGGGUCCUGCUAAUCGUAUCGGUAAUUUGAGCAGAAAUUUUGAGGGUUUUGGAUCCGAAAUUGAUCGUACAGCCGUUAAUGCAGGUGAUUUACUUUCUUCUAUCAAUCCACACGCUACUAUUUCUCAAUCAGUUUCUCCAAACAUGAAACGGUCACCUCUUCGUAGGGCAUACUCCAGAGAAGUAAGCGAUUAUGAUGUGUAUUCUUCUUUUAGGCAUGGUUUGUUACACUGCAUUUUAAAAUCUCUUGGUAUAGCCAACUACGGCAUCAAAACUGAAAGUGCUACUUCUUCAGUAGAUGAUGAACAGUCAGCUGAUCAAGAAAGUAACAAAUCCGCAGACUAUUCUGAAAAAUCCACCAAGGUCGACUUUUUGGGCCAACUAGCCAUGAUGAGUGCCGUCAGUGUCAACGAAGAAGCCAAGAGCCCCACGACAGGCAAUCAAAGGCAGUCUACAGUCCUUGAGUUUGCGAAAGAAAUUGAAAUAAUUUUUUACAAGAAAGAAACCGUCAUUGUCAGACAGGGUGAUCAUGCUGACGGUGUAUUCUAUAUAAUUGAUGGUUUUUUGGAUGCAACUUGUCCUUCUAAAAUAGCUAUAUACGGCAAUCAAGGACAAACAGAGGAACACUGCUUUAUGAUAAAACCAGGUGGGCUUGUUAAUUACCAAGCAUGUGUCUCGAAUUAUCGUUCAUUUGUAAAUGUAACUGCUAGGACGGAUGUUUUGGUGGGCUAUUUACCACGUACUGCUCUUGAGAGGAUUACUGAACAAGAGCCGCUGAUUUCCCUUAUCAUAGCUAAAAGACUUAUAUCCUUGGUUCCGCCGUUGCUGUUGAAAUUAGAUUUUGCCGUUGGCUGGAUUCAUCUUAAUCCUGACCAAGUAUUAUUUAACAAAGGGGAUCCAAGCGAUUCAAUAUACAUAGUUCAAAAUGGACGUCUGAGGUCUAUUGACGACAGUGAUUCGAAAUCAAAUUCUGAUUAUUUUGAUGAAUAUGGAAAAGGUGAUAGUGCAGGAGAAUUGGAAAUGUUAAUUGAUGCACCAAGAAGUAGUACACUAUUUGCAAUUCGAGAUUCUGAACUAGCAAAAAUUCCCCAAACGCUAUUUAAUGCUCUUUCUCUUAGCCAUCCAGCUGUUGGGCUACAGCUUUCGAAAAUCAUCGCAAAUAGAAUGCACGUCAUGCUAAAUAACAGAUUCAUGUGUGAAGGUAUUCGUCAGACUAAAGGAGAAAAACAUAGUAUACGUACAUUAGCUGUGGUUCCUUCUUCUUCGACAACGCUUCUGUUAACAUUUUCUCAAAAGUUAACGUUUGCCUUGUCCGUUUUGGGUAUAUCUGUUAAAAUCCUUAGACAAUCCUCAGUUCUAGAACAUUUAGGGAAGUAUGCUUUCAGCCGCAUGGGAAGAUUUAAGCUUGCAAGUUAUCUUUCGGAUUUGGAAGAUAAGUAUGAUAUACUAAUUUACAUUGCUGACACUAAUGUUGGGACCACAUGGUUUCAGACUUGCGUGCGACAAGCUGACUGUAUUUAUAUUCUUGCAGAAGCGGACAGGAACCCUAAAAUUGGGGAUUUUGAAAGCUAUUUGAUCGCGAUGAAGUGUACAGCCCGUAAAGAGCUAGUACUUAUUCACAAUGAAAGAUUUUGUCCUUCCGGUCUGACAAGGAUGUGGUUAAAAGAGCGUCCGUGGGUAUAUGCUCAUCAUCAUUUACAGUUACGCGCUGGUUGGGACAAUGAAAUGGUUGACCAUAAUGAUGGAAAGGAGUUUUUAAAUGUCAUUCGGUCUAAAGUUCUAAACUUUAAAUAUGGUUUUAGAAAAUAUAUUGAUUGGAAACAUUUACACCCUGUCUAUCAGACGAAUCGAGCACAGGAAAAUGAUUUUGCACGCCUGGCUAGGAGAAUUUGCGGCAAAGGUAUUGGGCUAGUUUUAGGAGGUGGAGGCGCUAGAGGUAUCUCUCAAAUUGGUGCUUUGUAUGCGUUAGAAGAGGCGGGUAUCCCUUUUGAUAUUAUUGGUGGUACCAGUAUAGGAGCAUUUAAUGGCGGAUUAUAUGCCCGUGAAGCAGAUCUAGUCCCAAUGUUCGGUCGUGCCAAGAAGUUUUGUGGAAGAAUGGCAAACUUAUGGCGGUUUGUUUUAGAUCUAACUUAUCCCCAAGCUGCUUAUACUACUGGUCAUGAAUUUAACCGAGGUAUCUGGAAAACAUUUGGUGAAAGUCAUAUUGAGGACUUCUGGUUGCCAUUCUACGUGAAUACAACAAAUAUUACUCAUUCUCGCAUGGAUGUGCACUCAAGCGGUUAUGCCUGGAGAUAUAUUCGAGCUAGUAUGUCUUUGGCAGGUUUAGUUCCUCCAAUGCUCUCCGAUAACGGGGACAUGCUACUAGAUGGUGGUUAUAUGGAUAACCUUACAGUAACGCAUAUGCAAUCCCUUGGAGCGAACACAAUCUUUGCAAUUGAUGUUGGAAGUGAGGAUUCACGUUUAGCAAUGGAUUACGGAGAUACUGUUUCUGGUGCUUGGGCUUUGUUCACUCGUUGGAUUCCCUUUAUUUCGAAGAAAGCAUAUCCUUCACUUGCUGAUAUACAGUCUAGAUUAACUUACGUUACGAGCGUUGCAAUUGGUGAAAAAGUAAAGACUACACCAGGAUGUUUCUAUAUGCGUCCUCCUGUUACGGAUUUCACCACGUUGGAUUUUGGAAGGUUUGAAAAAAUCUACAGCGUUGGGUACGAAUAUGGAAAAUCAUAUAUCGAGAAACUUCAUACGGAAGGCAAGCUUGAUGGAAAGGAAUCCUUGGAACUAAUACCCAGUACCAAAAACACUCAAAAUAUUUAUCGCUACGAAGAAACUCGCUGUAAAUGAAUGUUAUGAUCUUAAUAUAGUCUGUUGUUAAAUAAAACUUAUUGAACUACAAAAUGAAUCUGAUUUGUGUUUUACUUUUUUUCGAACAAGUAUCGUCUUCGCCUGAUUGUUUCUUUUUUUACAAUUUUCUAUACAGACCAGAUCUCUAUAAUAUAUUAAUUACUGAUGUAUUCAAAUAUAGUUUCUUUCUAUGAACACCAUUAGCUCCGAAUUGAAAAGUAACGUUGUAGCUCAUUAAAGCAGCGGUAUAUAUGUCGUUGAACGCUCCCUUACCAUAUUGACCGCAUAAGA